CAGACACACAAGCAACUAUGCAACUGAGGAAAAAAAUAACACACACACACACACAGAUCUUCAAAGCCAACUGGAUUUCAUAGACUAACAAUUACCCUAAGAGAUUACAUCUGGGGGAUUGCAUAAGAUAAAUAAGGUGAGAAUUGUCUUAAGAUUCAUUCACCUCAGCGCAAGCCGACACACAGCGAGAGCAGCUCCUCAAACACGAAUCCUCACAGGAGUCCGAGAGACGCACUCAGAGAAGAGAAGCAGCACUCCACUCAAAGGGACUCAGCUCAGAGAGACGAAGGGGAUUUGAGCUCGGCGCGCACUCUACUCAAACUCACAGGGACCAGGGCACAGAGACCCAGCGCUCCCGCUCUCACACAGAGGAGCACAGCACAGAGAGACACUCCAGCUAAAAGGGCUCCAUUUCAGACAAGUAACUUCAGAGCAAAAGAGAGAAACCCAAAAGAGACCAGAAUAAAAGCAAGGAUUACAUGGUUCCCUUUUCACCCCCUCCUUGGAUUCUUCAUUUUGAUGAGAAACAGCUUUAGUGCUUCUGUUAAGAUUUGAUAUAUUCAUUCCUUUUCUUUUGAACAUUUUUGGUGUCUCCCGUCUCCCCUCCCAACCCACCCCUUAUCUCUCCUCUACAGAGGUGGCAGAGGUAGUUUCUCAUUUGCGUCGUGCGAGGAGGGCGAGCGGCGAGAGGGCAAGAGGUUUUCCCCAAAGCGGAGGUGUUUUGAGUUAUGGAUGUUGACACAUUCCUUUUGAACACGAGGGGAAUAAGCAGCAGCGGUGUUGUCGUCAGCCGUCGGGGGUUCCGUCUCCCGCUCUCAACCCGUCUCCCUCUCCCCCCUCCAGCAUGGUCCUUUCUGUGAGCCUCUCUCCAGUCCUCCCAGCUCCAGUACAAUGUGCAGAUGGACAGUGACUAAGGGUGCCGCCGCCUGGUCCUGCAUUCGUCUGUCCCUCCUGUCCGCGCUGCUCGCCCUGCUGCUCUGCCCACUGCCCUCCACGUGUCACCAGAAUGCACCCGGGGUCGCCGCUCGCUCCGCGGUGCGCUUGCCCAGGGUGGCCAACGCCUCUUCGGCCACUGUUGUGGGACGCCAUGCGCGCAGCUAUAACCAUCUCCAAGGAGACGUGCGCAGGAGGAAACUCUUUUCCUAUCAGAAGUUCUUUCUCAGGAUUGAUAAAAAUGGCAAAGUCAACGGCACCAAAAACAAAGACGAUCUCUACAGUGUGCUGGAGAUCAAGUCAGUUGAUGUGGGGAUCGUGGCCAUCAAGGGUGUCAGCAGUAACUAUUACCUGGCCAUCAGCAAGAAAGGAGACCUGUAUGGUGCGAGGGACUUUGGUGUUGAUUGUCGGCUGACCGAGAGGAUAGAGGAGAACAGGUAUAACACCUAUGCCUCAGCAGAGUGGCGGAACAAGAAGAAGCCGAUGUUUGUGGGGCUGAGCGCCAAUGGCAAGCCCAUGAGGGGCAAGAAAACACGUAGGAAAAACACUGCCACCCACUUCCUGCCGAUACCGGUGUAGCCACCGCAUUGGACAGUUCCUUCCCCUGGGAAUGAUUCACUGCACUGAGGAAAGACUGGGAACCUUUAAAGACACAAUGGAUUCGUAUGGAGUCUGUGUUUUUUUGAUUUGCAAAGACUAUACAUUACUUUUUGGAAAGGAAGGCACUAUGUAAAAGAACUGUUUGAACUCUUUGUUGUGGAGUCUGACUGAUGAUGUCACAUACUUGUUUUUAAGUUAUGAGCCGGCACAGGAGAAAAUAUGAAAACAUUUCUGUGCCAAAUCAUUUUCCAUGGUAAACUGUUAGAGACAAAACUGAAUACGGAAUAAGAGGACAAAAAAGGGACACAGACAGGGUCAAAGGGCAGAGGGUACGUGUGUGUAUUUGAUUGUGUUAUGAUCUGUGGAUCCAGUUAUUCAUGCUGUACUUACUCAUACAAAGAACUGAAAUUGACACUCAAGCUUUGCGCAGAGACGUACAGUACUGGAAGCAGCACUUGGGUGAGUAACUUGUGAUUGAAGAGAAGCUGGGUCAGGGAGUCAAAUGCAGAGAAUUUAUUAAAGCUAGCACUAUAGCAUAAACAACUCUAACAAACAUUAUUAACAUGCAAGUUCACUGUAAUGGGUAUCUCCAUUCUUUUACCUGACUGCUUUAAAAUAAAUUAUUUAUUUUAUGUAAUAUUUAAAGAAACCAAAAAGACAAAAAAUAUGGA
This is a messenger RNA of Esox lucius (northern pike), 2204 nucleotides long. RefSeq names its product fibroblast growth factor 10a (gene fgf10a). Lineage: Eukaryota; Metazoa; Chordata; Actinopteri; Esociformes; Esocidae. Gene Ontology annotation, biological process: positive regulation of gene expression; positive regulation of protein phosphorylation; positive regulation of ERK1 and ERK2 cascade. The record is from RefSeq and is a predicted model, not a curated record. The transcript has 3 exons. Gene Ontology annotation, molecular function: chemoattractant activity; growth factor activity; type 2 fibroblast growth factor receptor binding. Gene Ontology annotation, cellular component: cytoplasm. Bases 892 to 1512 code for a protein of 206 amino acids.